AUGCAGAAGCAUGACCUCGGCAUCCUCCUCCUCACCGCCUUCGCCGUCUUCUUCUCGCUCCAGUUUUUAGGUGACUAUGAUUUUGGGUUUGCUGACCCUUUUGACCUCAAGUACUACUACAAAGCAGAAAGGAUCCGUCUAGACUUUGUGUUAUGGGUUCUGGUGGCGAUGCCGAUGGUCAUCGAGAGGUUCAUGGACUGGACAGUGUCGGGGCUGCCGAUGUACGAAGAGGCGAAGCUGCUGCUCGUCAUCUACCUCUGGCAACCCAGCACACGGGUAAGCAUGGUGUUCAGAUUUCAAGGUGCGGGGCACGUGUACGAUGGCUUCCUCCAUCCGCUGGUGGCAUGGCACGAGGCCGACAUCGACCGUGGCCUGCUUGAGCUGAGGGCUAGGGCGAGGGACGUGACGGCGUCACAACUCAAGGCGACGGCUACCAUCGGUCAAGUGUGGCUUGUCGAGGCUGCCCGUUGUGUUUCGUCGCAGCUGCAGGACGUGAGAUCAGGUCGGGAAGGCGCCACGCAUUGA
Molecule: messenger RNA, 525 nt
Organism: Triticum dicoccoides
Lineage: Eukaryota; Viridiplantae; Streptophyta; Magnoliopsida; Poales; Poaceae
Product: HVA22-like protein i
Exons: 5
Coding region: 1-525 (174 amino acids)
Source: RefSeq, a predicted model, not a curated record